This is a messenger RNA of Xenia sp. Carnegie-2017, 924 nucleotides long. Its product is annotated as serine/threonine-protein kinase pakH-like. Lineage: Eukaryota; Metazoa; Cnidaria; Anthozoa; Malacalcyonacea; Xeniidae. Gene Ontology annotation, biological process: protein phosphorylation; IRE1-mediated unfolded protein response; intrinsic apoptotic signaling pathway in response to endoplasmic reticulum stress. The record is from RefSeq and is a predicted model, not a curated record. The coding region runs from base 125 to 808 and encodes 227 amino acids. Gene Ontology annotation, molecular function: RNA endonuclease activity; ATP binding; protein serine/threonine kinase activity. Gene Ontology annotation, cellular component: IRE1-TRAF2-ASK1 complex. The transcript is spliced from 4 exons.
CUCAGAGUUUGAACAUUUGUGGGAAGAAAUAUCAAAAGCAUUGGUUGGUCUGGGUAUUCAACAAGCUGAAAUCGAUGAAUUAAAGUAUGCUCCACUCAGUCCCCAUGAGGCCUAUUACAGAGAAAUGUUGAAAGACUUGCAAACAAAACCUGAACUGGAUCUGCCAGAUUGGCAGUUACAAGAGUUGGAAUAUGUUGGUCAUUCAGUUCAGCAUAGAAGUCUGUUGUCAAAAUUGUGUUAUCCCGGAGCAGACAUUAAACAUGUGGGCAAUGUACGUGUAAUUUUCUCGGAGAUGUUUAGUCUCGGCGAAGGAAGUAAUGAAACCCGUGUUUAUCUUGGACUGACAAAGGAUGGUUACGGUAAAGCAGUGAAACAAAUGCGUAGAGAUAACUACCUCCAGCCUGCACAGCAUGAAAAGAAAAUUUUAAAUGAAUUCAAUGCAAAAAUGUCGAAAUAUGUUGUGAAUUAUUACUUCUUUGAGGGAGAUACUGGAACAGAAUAUGUUUAUUUGAUCUUAGACUUAUGUGAGGAAUCACUGGAGAAGUUUGUGAAAUCUUCUGCUUUAAGUGAUCUUCAAAAAGCUCUUCCCGAUAUUCUUAGACAAAUUUUGAAUGGAUUAGCUGAUCUUCAUAGUGGCCCAGAUCCUAUUCUUCAUCGGGAUUUGAAGCCUUCCAAUGUUCUCCGUGACGUAGACGGCAAAUUUCUGAUAGCUGACUUUGGCAUUAGUCGAAUGUUGAAGAAUGGAUCUAAAACAUACAAAAGCAAGUUUAAUAGGGGAACUGAAUAUUGGAUUCCUCCUGAAUCAUAAUGUGAAGACGAAGAUUCAAAUGAAGCACGUAAUGAAGAAGUAAAUGAAGGACGUUACAAAAAAGAGUCUGAUGUAUAUAAUGCUGGACUGGUGGCUUAUUAUGUUGCAACAAAAGG